This is a messenger RNA of Chara braunii, 2629 nucleotides long. The record is from the annotation of a GenBank genome assembly. NCBI's taxonomy places the organism in Eukaryota, Viridiplantae, Streptophyta, Charophyceae, Charales, Characeae.
GGCGUGCUAUCUUCCGGUGGUGACACGUGGCGGCACGCAGAUGCCCUUCAGGGAGCUGUUUUGUUUUGGAAAAAGCUGAACUGCGUAGCACGGGGGGUUAAGGGCAUUUAUUACUCACGCUGGGACUUGGUUGUUCUACGAAGCUCCUGGACGCGAUUGCGGUCAGAUUCGUCAAAUGUGGUCGUAAUUGAAAGUCAGAUACGUUUUAGGAAAGUACUACCGGUAAUGUAAUGUGAGUAUGCCCUAAGGCCAGCAGCGUAGGACUGCAAAGACGAAAAGGUCCCACCUCGGUGGUUGGCUCUCGCACGGCGAAUGCCACGUCAUCUUUCUGAUCCGUCCCAAGUGCCACGUCAUCUUUCUGAUCCGUCCCAAGUGCCACGUCAUCUUUCUGAUCCGCCCCUACUGUCAUCGUCAUAAUUUUUUGGUUUUGUUUUCCACUGUCCACAUCAUCUUAUUCGUACUGUUUCCACAUCAUCUUAUCCGUUUUUUUUUUUUUUUUUUCACUUUACUGUCCACAUCAUCUUAUCCGUGCUGUUUUCACGUUAUUUGUCCGUACCGUUUUGCGUCCCAAGUGCCACGGCAUCUUUCUUAUGCGUACCGAAUUGUUGAGGCGGUGAUCGGUCGUAAAGCCGUACCGUUGUUUCUAGCCGCCUGUUUUGCGUCCGGGUCGGGGUCGGGGUUGCGUCGGGGGGGUUGCGUCGGGGGGGUUGGGUCGAGGUUGGGGGGGGGGGGGGGGGGGGGGGGAGGGAGGCAAGGAGGUGGAGGUUCCUCUCUCUCGUUUUGCGAGGUGUCGGGUCUCCUCGGAGGUGAAGACGCACAGAUAUGGAGGACGACUUGGGUCUGCAGAGGAAGAGCAGCAUAGAUGAUGAGGCGACAGGCACUGUAGAGAGAGGAGCUUCUCAAGGGGAGCAGGGGGGCACUGGACAUAGCCAUCGGGAGUGCUCCCCUAUGUCGGAAAAAGGUGGAGAGGCAUCGGUGGCGCAAGUGGUUAGUCAUGAGAGCAGACUGCUGACGACGGGAAGAAAUGGUUUGAACUGCGAUGUUAAUGUCACGGGAAGUAAUGACGAUGCCUCUGUUGCUGGCCGAGCUGUUGGCACGACCAAGCAGAAUGCCGUUCCUGGAUGCGGCGAUGGUGGCGGCGGCGGCUCUCCGUGUGUAUUCCCUCCCCCUCCCGACGAGCGCUCCUAUAAACCCCAGCGAAGAGAGGGUACCGAUCGUCGGAUCAAUGACUGCAUCGCAGGCACAGAUGCGGACACACAGGUGUCUUUUUGGAUGAGAGAUAUGGAGAGAGCAGGGGGUUUAGGUGCGCGAGACGACCUUGGAAGUGCUUUUCCGGUGGCGAUGGAUGCCACGGAUCGCGAAGCUGCUCUGAGAGAUUAUGACGAUGCGGACUAUGAAUAUGCUGGGUCGGUUCUCGGCCCGGAAAACGGCGUGAGAAAACCGGAAUCCCUCAGGAGUGGAAUUGGUUCUGCCGAGCACGACGAGGCUCACGCUGCUCGCUUCAGCAGUCACAGCCGUCUUUCGGAGGUAUUCCACGCCGCAACGGAUCCCGAAUGCUCCUCCCUACUAGUAUCAUCCACUACGCACCACGCUGAACCACACCUUCCGCCCGACUGUCGAAGUGGCAUGAUCGGCGACCGGCGAGGGCUUGGCUAUGGCGGUGAUGGAGCAGAAGCUGUUGUUCCUGAUGGUAAAGAGUAGCCAGGAGGUCUGAAUUGCAAAUUGCACGGAUUUUCAUCCGCCAGGCGUAACACCGAACCUUGCUUUGCACCAGGCAAGGACGGGUGGUAGGCGAGAGCUUGGUUAUCGGCGAGAUGAGGCGGCAGGUUUCAUUCGCGAUAGGAGUGGUGUUUCGUGAUUUAAUCAGGAGGUUCGAACCUUGGCCAUCGGUGAGAUGAAGCAGCGGGUUUCAUUCCUGACAGCGAUGUUUAAUGAUUUAACCAGGGAGGUUCGAGCCUUGGUUAUGGGAGGGAUGAAGCAGCAGGUUGGUUGCGUUCUCGGUAGUGAUGUGUAAUGAUUUAACCAGAGAGGUUUGAACCUUUUUGCCAGGAGGCAACAGCGUUAAUCAGCAGCAAAGUCAACGUUACGCAGAAGGGUUAACGGUGAACCAGAGUGCAGAAGGGACACCAUUAAACAAGACCGCGGAUAUUACGCGGGGGUGGAGGGGGGGGGCAAGCGAAAGUGUGUGAUUUGGCUUUUAGCCGGCCAAGUGCGUGAAUGUCGAAUGGGUCGACCAGGAGAGGUUAGCGGGGACCUGGAGGAUUGAGUGUGAACUUGCAAUUAGGGCAAGGGGGACAAAAAAGGCCACCAUAGGAGUGCUUUAGGAUGGCACAAGAGGAGGUUCAGCUCACAGGUGAAUAUCGGGAGUUGCGAAGCUGCGGAGUUGCAGAGCUGCUGGAAAGUAAGGGUGCUGAGUCUUUUUGUAAGUCAUGGAAGUGGUUGGUUUGAGGUUGGAAUUUCAAGGAGAAAAACGUGCUCUGUCAGUGGAUGGCACAAAGCCUGCUGUCAGUAUGAUGUGCUUGUCGCUCCAGCAUUCCAUAGCGCAUUGCAGCUAUGGGAGUGUGGCUUUGUUUCUUUGCACCUCUCAGAGGCAGAGACCGAUUUCAACUUUCUCAUUGUUCUAAGUGCU